Molecule: messenger RNA, 1369 nt
Organism: Haliotis rubra (blacklip abalone)
Lineage: Eukaryota; Metazoa; Mollusca; Gastropoda; Lepetellida; Haliotidae
Exons: 7
Coding region: 1-906 (301 amino acids)
Source: RefSeq, a predicted model, not a curated record
AUGACUGUCACACAGUAUUGCAAACAACUUCUGCCCAAACCAUCCUGUCCCAAAGACCCUUUAGGAUCUCAGUGCUCGAAUCAUGGGGUAUGCACCAAUGACAACACCUGUCACUGUGACGACGGCUAUACGGGGGCGGACUGUUCCCAAGUGGGCGGGGUCACAAGAAUCAGACCAAGUUCCUCGAGCUCAUAUCCAGUACACCGGUAUCUCAGACACCGAGGCUGUCCUCACAACCUCACAACAGGUGUCUCAUCCAGUACACCGGUAUCUCAGACACCGAGGCCGUCCUCACAACCUCCAACAGAUCACAGUGUUGAGAUUGUCUGCGGAGUGAUUGGCAGCCUGAUAGUGCUGGGAGGAAUCUGCUUCUUUGUCCUCUGGAGAUGUAAGCGGCCAAAGACGUUCUGGAAGUGGUUAGACACAAAGUUCGGCCACAAUUCUACCUCCCCACAGAAGGAGCCACUCCCUGCCUGGGGUGUACACGGGGGGAAGGGAGGUGGGACACCCUCGCACCCAUCCUCUGGAGGUCAGCCCGGGGGUAAACCAGGAAAGGCCAUUCCUGGGGCACGACCUGGUCAGGGUAGACCGCCCGGACGCUCUCCCAGUGCAACCCAACACGUGCCCCCAGGACACCUGCCCAACCAUGGCCAUUCUCAAGGUCACGGUCACGGAAAAGGUCACAUGACACAAGGCCACAAGGGACAUAAUCCUGCAGGCUUGUCUGGUAGCCAAGGCAACUCAGGCGGACACGGUAACUUCCAUGGACGUCACAGCUUAACUUCAGAUUACGGAUCUCAGGAAUCUCUUGAAUCCAUUCAAUUAUACCGCGACACGGGACCUUCGCCGGGUGCUAUCCAAGGCGAGGUGACCAUGACUGCCCCAAGACGACUGAGCAGAAACUAAUGAAGGAGUCAGUCUCACAUGUAGGGUGUCACGAGUGAUUGUAGUAUCGAUACAUAUCCCACGACCGUAAGUUCAUGAACGUUAGAGAAACGAAACACCAUCAAUACACACAACACUUGCUCCAAAUUCGAAAAAUAAAUAAUAAUAAUAAUAAUGAUGAUGAUGAGUAUUUAUAAAGCGCUGUAUCCAUCCACAACGUCAAAGCGCAUAAAAUGUGAGAAAAGGUAAGCGUAAUGAAAUAAUGGUAUGAAAUAAACCUAUGAAUAAUAGCCUGAAUUAAGGCCUAUGGACGAUAGUAGGAGAUAAAGUCUAUAUAUAAAGGAUGAAUAGUUCAUCAAAAAUAUCUGUAUUACCUGUCCAGUCUAAGUAAACUUAAGCUCAGUAUUAUAUAAAUAUUUCAAACUGGUGCUUGCAAAAUAUUGCGCAUCCGCCGGUAUACAACUACUGGAAACUCUCAACAUCG